CAGUGUGAUGAAAUUUAGAGUUUUUAAAUGAGAGUUACUAGAGAUUUAAUUAGAGAGAAAGGACAGUCUUGUGGUGAAGGCUCUGGGUGGGAUUCAGGAAGACUGGGGGUCACGUUCCUGGCUCUGCCACUGAUGUGCUACAUGAGGGUGAAGAGUGAAGGCCCCAAGCUGGUGCCCUUUUUUAAAGCCACUUGUGUCUAUUUCGUCCUCUGGCUGCCAACUUCCAGCCCUUCCUGGUUCAGUGCCCUCAUCAAGUGUCUGCCCAUCUUCUGCUUAUGGGUUUUUCUGCUGGCACAUGGAAUCAAUUUCUUGGUCGCCCAUCAAAGCGCCAGUAGGAUCUUAGCAGGGUUAAUAUUCUCUGCAGUGGGGGAUGCCUUCCUCAUCUGGCAGGAGCAAGGCUACUUUGUUCAUGGUCUGCUGAUGUUUGCCAUCACACACAUCCUGUACUCCUCAGCAUUCGGGAUGAAGCCUUUGGACCUGAAAGCCGGCUUUGUGAUGACCCUUGUUUCCAGCUUCUGCUACACCUUCCUGUACUCCUACCUCUCAGGCCCCUUCACCUACCUGGUAGCUGUCUAUAUCGCUUUGAUCGGCUUCAUGGGGUGGCGCGCCAUUGCUGGCGUGCAGCUGUGCAAUGACCUCUGGACUUGGACCAAGCUUUCGGCCUGUAUUGGCGCAGUGCUUUUCAUUGUGUCAGAUCUGACCAUUGCCGUUAACAAGUUCUGCUUCCCGGUGCCCUACUCACGUGCCAUCAUCAUGGCCACUUACUAUGCAGCCCAGAUGCUCAUUGCACUCUCAGCUGUGGAGAGCAGGGAUGAAGAGGACUUCAAAAGGAGGAAUUAGAUGGAACGCCAGCAGGCUCAUGAACUGCAUGGAUUAUAACUGGGGUGCUGCAGCAGCAUUAGUCGCUGAGGGAGAUCUCCAUCUCUCAAGGUGCAUUGGUGAUAGAGAUUUUGCUUCUUUGAAGCAUUAUCUUUGGUUUUUUUUAAUCUGACUCUCCUUGAAUGUAAUUUACUUCAGUGUGGAGACCACAUUGGAGAAUUUAGACUGCUCCUACAGUAGCUACUCAUUGACCUUUUCCUCUUGGAAGCUUCAGGAGUCCUCUCUAAUACCACAUUGUAUUUGUUAAUCCUGAAGGUGGUUCUGAAUGUUAUGGAAGGAGAAGGCUAAUUUAAAGAGACCAUGAAAAGAGGCUAGGCAGGUUAAGAGGCUUGCCUUCGACCCUGGACACACAUGUCCAAAUCCCAGCUAAGGUGAUAGGGAGGUGACAGUAGGGUGACAGGAAAUGUGAAAAAAAUCAGGUCAGGCGGUGGGGGGUAAUAGGAUCCUAUAUAAGAAAAAGGCCCAAAAAUCUGGACUGUCCCUAUAAAAUUGGGACAUCUGGUCACCCUAGGUGACAGUUUAGGUGGUGACUAGACUAGAUCCCACUUGUGGGCAUUACAAAGCCACUACACAGGGUGCAGCAACUGACAGCCUCUGCUCAAAGAAAGCCCAGGAGUGGCAUAGCAGGAGGAUAGGUAGUGCAGGUCAGGUCUGAAGUACAUUGGUAAGAAUUGGGUGGUGGGAAACUUGCACUGUACCUGAUUCUAACCAGGGCUCUUUUGUGAAUUCCAAAUUCAUGCAACUUCCUAUUUAAAUGCUAGUCAAAGUUUUUCUGCCCAAUGUGAAGGCUGCUGAGCAUUUAGUAUGUGAUACACUUGCAGCAGCAACUUCAGAAUGUUAUUGCAUUCUGAACUUUGAGAAAAUGGGAAAUGAAAGGCAUUCUUUAAGCAGGCUGGGUUAUGAUGACAG
Messenger RNA from Terrapene triunguis (Three-toed box turtle), 1788 nucleotides. It is a transcript of the gene TMEM86A, whose product is annotated as transmembrane protein 86A. The record is from RefSeq and is a predicted model, not a curated record. The coding region runs from base 28 to 840 and encodes 270 amino acids. Lineage: Eukaryota; Metazoa; Chordata; Testudines; Emydidae. Gene Ontology annotation, cellular component: membrane. The transcript has 3 exons.